Cyanistes caeruleus (blue tit) is the source of this 2154-nucleotide messenger RNA. It is a transcript of the gene UTP15, whose product is annotated as UTP15 small subunit processome component. The record is from RefSeq and is a predicted model, not a curated record. Gene Ontology annotation, cellular component: nucleolus. Gene Ontology annotation, molecular function: protein binding. Lineage: Eukaryota; Metazoa; Chordata; Aves; Passeriformes; Paridae. Gene Ontology annotation, biological process: rRNA processing; positive regulation of transcription by RNA polymerase I.
CUCGCGGCAGGCGCGGUGCCCGCCAUCGCCGGGGUGCAGCGUGUUCCGUGUGCCCCGAGCCCAUCGGCCCUUCCCGAGCCUUUCCCGCUGAGCCCUCGCCGGGCCCGGCCCGGCCCGCGCCCCGUGCAUCAUGGCCGCGUACAAGCCAGUGGUGGUCCAGGCGUGCCCCAAGCUCGGGGAGAAGAUCACGCAGGACACGCUGUACUGGCGGGGAUACAAGACGCCUGUUCAGAUAAAGGAAUUUGGUGCAAUAAAUAAAAUUGACUUCUCCCCAGUCCCGCCAUAUAACUACGCAGUCACCGCAUCCUCGAGGGUAAGUGGCUUUUCCGAGGCUUUUAUGCUCUUGUCUUUCAGCUGGUGUCACACAGGGAGAUGUAACGCGCUCUUGUUUUCCCAGAUCCACAUCUACGGCCGUUACUCCCAGGAGCCCAUCAAGACCUUCUCUCGCUUUCGGGACGCCGCCUACUGUGCCACCUACAGGGACGACGGGCGCCUGCUCGCCGCCGGCAGCGAGGACGGCAGCAUCUGCCUCUUCGACGUCAGCGGCAAAGCACCGCUGAGGCAGUUCGAGGGUCAUACCAAACCAGUUCAUCUAGUGGGCUUCCUGUCUGACAAAUACCGAAUAUUUUCUGGUGGUGAUGAUUAUUCAUCAAAUUUGUGGGAUAUUCCAAGUGCCACAGAAAUCAUAUCUUACAGUGAACAUACUGACUAUGUGAGAUGCGGCUGUGCAAGUAAAGUGAAUGCAGAUGUCUUCAUAACAGGUUCCUAUGAUCAUACUGUGAAGCUGUUUGAUGCACGAACAAAGAGUAGUGUCUUGACAAUAGAACAUGGCCAUCCUGUGGAGAGUGUGCUUCUCUUUCCGUCUGGUGGACUUCUAGUAUCUGCAGGAGGUCGAUAUGUCAAAGUUUGGGAUGUACUAAAAGGCGGACAGUUACUAGUUUCACUUAAAAAUCACCAUAAAACUGUAACUUGUUUGUGCCUGAACAGCUCUGGACAAAGGUUAUUGUCAGGAUCCCUGGACAGGCAUGUGAAGAUUUACAGUACUACAUCCUACAAAGUAGUCCACAGCUUCAACUAUGCAACAUCCAUCCUCAGUCUUGCGUUGUCGCCUGAAGAUGAAACCAUAGUUGUAGGCAUGACCAAUGGGGUGCUGAAUGUUAAACACAGAAAACCAGAAGAAAAGAGUGAAAACACUCAAAAGAAGAGACAACCAGCAUAUAGAACCUAUGUGAAAGGAAGAACUUACAUGCCAAAACAGGAAGAUUUCUGUGUCAGCAAACCUGUAAAACGUGUUUUGAGAAAAUACGAUAAGCUGCUGAGGAGUUUUCAAUCUUCCAAGGCUCUUGAUGCAGUACUGGAGCCACCCAUCAUGCUUCAUACUCCUGAAGUCACGGUUGCAGUCAUGCAGGAACUACAUCGCAGAGGAACACUGAGAAGUGCCCUUGCAGGCCGGGACGAGAAGCAAGUUAAUCUCCUGCUUACCUUUGUGGCAAGGCGUGUGAUUGAGCCUAGAUUUACUCCUGUGCUGGUGACUGUUGCUGAUAUGAUCACUGAUAUUUAUCAGCCUGUGGUUGGGCAGUCAGCAAUAGUUGAUAAACAGUUCUUGAAACUUCAGGAAGCUAUUGGAAAAGAAAUUGACUAUCAAGAAGAACUACUGGAAGUCCUGGGAAUGAUGGAUACACUGUUUGCUACUUUUACUAAGAAAAAAGAUACCUGUCUGGAAGAGAACAAAAGUAAUGGUGUUACAGAGAUCAUUGAAACAAACAUGAAUUUCUGACACCCAUCACAAAAAAUUGUCACAAUUGUGAACUUGAAAGAUGACCUAUUCUCCUGGUAACUUCUUAUACUAGUGACUUUCAAAAUAAGCUUCUCUGUGUUGAAGUUAUGUCUUUUAAACUGUGUUGCUGAAUAGGCUUGAUUACUGAAGACAGAGGACAUUUUCAGGGUUGUCCAUACAAUAUUUUUCAAACAAUUUAGUUUUAAAGUUUUAUUUCAGAGUUACACAACUUCUUAAGGAUUUAUAUGGCCUGAUUUUCAGUAGCAGCAGGGCUGCAGGGUUGGCUUCUGUGAGAAGCUGCCGGAAGCUUUCUUCAUGUUUGGCAGAACCAGUCCCUGGUGGCUCCACAGAUGGAUGUGCCACUGGCAAAGGCUGGG